AUGGGCUCACCAAACGGCCAGGUCAUCAUUGGCGAUGUCCCCAAAGACAACAAUCAACUAGUUCUUUAUAUUAUCAGAGCGGAUGAAACCUCUUAUAUCAACUACAUCAAGCCUUUGAUCCUAGCCCAGGAGCUUGCCAUUCCUCAUGUAAUCUCCCUGGUCGAUACCACCUCGCAAUGGGCAUAUAAAAUCCACCCAGAACGCAUGGUACCCGCACUCCGGGAUGUGGAUCCGGAGUCUGGUGAGGCAUUUCAUGUGUUUGAGGGCACAGCGUGCUUGCAGUAUUUGGCCGAUCGCUUCGAUACCCACGGCGAGUGGGCUGGACGCACCACCGCCGAGAGAGGUGCUGUCUUCACUUGGGUCGCCUAUCAGACCGCAGGUAUAGGGGCUACUGCCAAAUACUGGCUCUACUUUCUACGAGGCUAUCCUACUCGCAAAAGUCCCAUCCAGCUGCCUCGUACCAUUGCCAAACUUCAUGAGAAUACGAUCAAGCAAUGGGAUAUUCUAGAGAAGCAAUUAGCAAAGGAAGGGCAACAGUAUAUUGCGCUUGCUGAUCGCCCAACACUGGCAGACUUGUCAUACUUCCCUUUUGCCAUGCCUUGGAUGUUUACCUUUCUCGGUGUUGACAUAAAGGACUGGCCUCAUAUCGAGGCUUGGGCGACCCGCAUGUUGGCACGUCCUGCCAUCCAGGAUGUCAUGAGUCGAGCGAAAACCUUCGGCCAUGGCAUGACCCCAGAACAAGCAAGAGAGCUCAAGGAGGCUAUCUAG
Penicillium cataractarum is the source of this 768-nucleotide messenger RNA. It is a transcript of the gene gliG, whose product is annotated as glutathione S-transferase gliG. Lineage: Eukaryota; Fungi; Ascomycota; Eurotiomycetes; Eurotiales; Aspergillaceae. The coding region runs from base 1 to 768 and encodes 255 amino acids. The record is from RefSeq and is a predicted model, not a curated record. The transcript has 4 exons.